UUAUUCUUUUAUUCCAAAUCUCUCGUCUCAGCAUCUCAUUCUCCCUCAUCUCUCUGUGAUAUAUAGCAAAACCAAAAUUAAAAGGGAGGGUUUGAAAAUUGAAUUGAUAUUAAAAAAAAGAGAAAAAGAAAGGAAGGAAGGAAUGGGUUCUCGAGUAGUGGUAACAAGGGCGAAUAGAAUAAAGGCAAAGUUGCAAUCGGCACUGGAAGCCACCGCUUUGGAGAUCGACGACGUGUCGUACCAGCACGCUGGACAUGCCGCCGUCAGAGCCAGCACUGCAGAAGGCCAGAGUGAGACUCACUUCAACGUCAAGAUCGUCUCCCCAAAGUUCGACGGGCAGAGCCUCCUCAAACGCCAUCGUUUGGUCUAUGAUGCUCUUGCCGACGAGCUUCACUCUGGUCUACACGCUCUUUCUAUUGUCGCUAACACACCCCAAGAAGCUGAAGCCAAAGCCAAAACCCAAAACCCAAUACCCAAUAAAUAAUCAAGACUGGGGAGACAAUAAAUCAUCUUUUCUUGUGUUCUGCUAUAGUGUUUUUGCAUUAAUUAGAGCAGUGAAGGUUUCAGCGUGUUGGAGCAGUGGCACUAUGAAACAUCAAAGUUCAGAUUUGUGGCAUACUAUUCCAUUGUAUUUGAUGUGGUGUAUUUGGAAGGAGCAUAAUGCUAGAACCUAUGAUGUGGUCGAGGACUCCUUGCUUUGUAUGAAACUUUUAUUCUUAAGAUCUUUGUUUCAAUGGUUAAUGGAUAUUGGGGAUUUAGCCUACUUUUCAAAAAGAUAUUGGGAUUAAGCCUAUAAUUAAUUAAUUAUAUAUAUUUAUAAUUUGAGAUGUUAAUUCUUUGGUGGUACUCUUAUAUACUCUCCAUGUGUUCACCAUCUUUCUUUUAAAAUAAAACUAUUGAUAUAAAAAAAAAAAUAA
Molecule: messenger RNA, 917 nt
Organism: Quercus robur (English oak)
Lineage: Eukaryota; Viridiplantae; Streptophyta; Magnoliopsida; Fagales; Fagaceae
Exons: 2
Coding region: 255-788 (177 amino acids)
Source: RefSeq, a predicted model, not a curated record